Exserohilum turcica Et28A is the source of this 2094-nucleotide messenger RNA. RefSeq lists its product as uncharacterized. NCBI's taxonomy places the organism in Eukaryota, Fungi, Ascomycota, Dothideomycetes, Pleosporales, Pleosporaceae. The transcript has 3 exons. The record is from RefSeq and is a predicted model, not a curated record. Bases 257 to 1789 code for a protein of 510 amino acids.
CCCGACCCGCCUUCUGCUGUCCUUUGCGACGGCGCCACGCUCUUUACUUGCGCCUUGCCUUGCCUUGCCUUCACCUUGUUUUUACCAGAGCACGGGAUCACGCCUUCGCACCCCCUUGACAAGUUGCGAAUCCACCUGGAACCCCAACGUUACUUGGCCAUUGGAAAAAGCACCUGCGCUCGCUGCCGUCGCGAGACAUAGUCAACCUCUCCCUUCUCGCUAUUACCCCCGAUAAUUCAGACCCGCUCCAUUCACCAUGAAGUCGGCCGCCUCCCUCUCCACUGCCGUAGCUCUGCUGUCCGGCACCGCCAACGCCUUCUGGCGCAUGCCCUGCCACGACCCCAUUGCUCUUGCGCGUCUUGAUCCUAUCGUCGACCGGGACGUCGCCUCGGCCCACGCCCAUACCAUCCACGGUGGAAACAACUUUGAUGCCUCAACCACCUACGAGAUGCUGCGCUCGUCCGAGUGCACAUCUUGCCAGUUUGAUGAUGACAAGUCGGCCUACUGGACCCCUACGCUGCACUUUGUGCACGAGAAUGGUAAGACCGAGGUGGUUCCCCAGGUCGGCGGUAUGCUCGCAUACUACCUCCUCCUGGGCGACAACAUCAAGGCCUUCCCCAAGGGCUUCAUGAUGAUUGCCGGUGACCAGCGUCAGCGCAACUUCACCGGCCCCAUGCCCGACCCGCCAGUCUACUCAUGGACUGCCAAGGACCAGACACAGUUUGCCCUCAGCCAAAAGGCUCUCGGCUUCAACUGCCUCAACUACAACAAGGCGCCCGAGGGCUCGCGCUACCGCCACUUCAUGCCCGACAAGAGCUUCAUGGACGACAACUGUGUCGAUGGCAUCCGUGCCGAGAUCAUGUUCGCCUCGUGCUGGAACGGCAAGGACCUCGACACUCCCGACCACAAGAGCCACGUCGCCUACCCCAGCAUGAUUGAUGGUGGCGUCUGCCCCGAGGGAUACGACACGCGUCUCCCUACCCUCUUCUUCGAGACCAUCUGGAACACCUACAAAUUCAAGGGCCAGCCUGGUCAGUUCGUCUGGUCCAACGGCGACCCAACUGGCUGUGGUUACCACGCUGACUUCCAGAACGGCUGGGACAUUGACACGCUCCAGUCCGCUGUUGACACUUGCACAAACCUUUCUGGUCGUGUCGAGGACUGCCCUGUCUUCUCCGGUCGUCUCCAGACCGAGGAUCAGAUGAGCCAGUGCAAGAUCAAGGACAUUCCCAAGUUCCUCGACGGCGACGACUGUGCCGGCCCCACCAACGGUCUCUGCGGCAACGUCCCCAUCCAGUACGGACCCGAGUACGCUGCUGCUCCUCACAAGAAGCCCAACAGCAGCAGCCCCGAUGACAAGCCCCCUACGCCCAACCAGCCCUACGCCCCUGCUCGCUCACAGGGUCCCGGUGGUAUCUCCGUCUACGACGUCAAGGCCAAUGCCGUCAAGCCCACUCCUAUCCCUGCCAAGAACGACAACAGCUACCCUGCUCAGCCUCCUGCUCAGCCUCCUGCUCAGCCUCCUGCUCCCGCCAAGGACGUCCAGUCUCCUUCCCCCGUCAAGGAUGAGCAGAGCUACCCUGCCAUCACUCCCUCUCCCAUCAACAGCAAGCCCAAGGACGACGAUGACUGCAUCAUCAGCACCACUACCUACACCAAGGAUGGUACUGUCUACGUUGUUGCCAUCAAGGAGGUCGAGGUCACUGUCGAUGCCUCGUCCGAGAGCAGCAAGUACCGUCGCCAUGCGGCAGUCCACCGCCGCAACCAAGGUGCUCUGGGCCGUCGUUAAAGCACGAAAGAGACGACUAUUCUUUCUAGUUCUUCUUUUCUUCUCCACCCUUUCUUCUCCUUUGUUUUAUCUUCCGAUUUUUACUCCAAAAAAUCUCGGCAAGAACAAUCUACAUGACCAUUUUUCUAGACGCUGCAGGAAGAGAUAAACAAAGGUACUAAAGAGGAGAUUUUGGGAAUGAAAGCAGAACUUAGGACAGAAUCGAAAUAUUGUUUGUCGUUUUUUUUGAACAUACUUUAUCUCUUUCGCACAACAACCUACCUUUCUCAUGACUUUUGUUUUCUUUUUCUUUUCUUCAUUUAACG